Molecule: messenger RNA, 1121 nt
Organism: Daucus carota subsp. sativus
Lineage: Eukaryota; Viridiplantae; Streptophyta; Magnoliopsida; Apiales; Apiaceae
Product: (+)-cis,cis-nepetalactol synthase NEPS3
Exons: 1
Coding region: 166-975 (269 amino acids)
Molecular function (GO): oxidoreductase activity
Source: RefSeq, a predicted model, not a curated record
AGCUAUAUAUGGUGCUAAACACAGAGAGAACCAUGUUUUUAUUGAAUAUAUAGUGCUGCUUAAUCAAGUAAUUUACUAGAUUUAUAGUCCUUGAGACAGUUGUCACUGGUAGAAAACUAUCACUACAUAUAUGUUAGUGAAGCACUAAAGAAGAAACCUAGAAUUAUGACAGAAACAGUUCAGGUUCUCAGUUACAAGAAGCUUGACGGCAAAGUAGCCAUAAUCACAGGUGGUGCAAGCGGAAUAGGCGAGGCCACUGCUCGCCUUUUUGCUCAACACGGGGCACGAGCCAUUGUAAUAGCUGACAUCCAAGAUGCAUUAGGCCAGAGUGUAGCUGAAUCUAUUGGUAACGAACAAUGCACGUACAUGCAUUGUGAUGUGGCCGAUGAAGGCCAAGUGAAGGGUCUAAUAGACUCGACAGUCGAAGCAUUUGGGAACCUUGAUAUCAUGUUUAGCAAUGCAGGAGUUGGCAAAACAGGGGACUUGCGCCAGAGCAUUCUUGAUUUAGAUCUCGAGGCCAGUGACAGGCUCUUUGCAAUCAACACGCGUGGUAUGGCAGCGUGUGUGAAGCAUGCAGCACGCGGCAUGGUGGAAGGGAGCGUCAAAGGAGGUAGUAUAGUGUGCACGGGGAGUCUAGCAGCGUCUAUUGGGCUGGAGCAGUUUAUUGACUAUGUAAUGUGCAAGCACGCGGUGUUGGGGCUAGUAAGGUGUGCAAGUAAAGGGCUAGGAGAGUAUGGGAUACGCGUCAACUGUGUAUCGCCAGGGGGUGUGGCCACUCCGCUUUCCUGCAAUGAAAUGAAUCUUAGCGUGGAAGAGUGCGAGAAAUUUUUUGAGGGUAUCAUGGGCUUAAAAGGCUUUGGAGCAACCAAGACAAAGGAUAUAGCUAAUGCUGUUUUAUUUCUGGCUUCUCAAGAUUCUCAGUUUAUCACUGGACACGAUCUGAUUGUGGAUGGGGGAACCAAGCUGACCCUUUGAUUUUCUAUUUGGUAAGCAUUUUAUAAGAAUAUUGCAUUUGUUUUCUGGGCCUAAUGCUUGAAAUGUGACAAGUUUAUUUUGAAUGUCUGCAGCUAAAUUGUAACUUUGUGAACUCACAGUGCUAAAAAAAUUUGGUUGUUUUCUCG